AAACUUUUUUCAGACACAAACAAACUACACGUGUGUGUGCUUUUUCUGUUAAAACAAAUUGCCGUUUUAUCAUAAUUAAAACAAACAUCGACAUGGGGAAAGAAAAGAAAGAAAAGAGGAAGUCAGAAAACCUUGAUGACACACAGAACAGCCAAGAUUCAAAAGAGUCAUGGGAGCAAAAACUUCAAAAUAUGAAUGCAAUAUCGAAGCCGUUGGCGUCGCGAAAACUGACGAAGAAGAUUUGUAAAACUAUAAAGAAAGCAAAUGGUUUUAAACAUACAGUGAAGGGUAUUCGGGAGGUGCAAAAAACAGUCAGGAAAGGUGGAAAAGGACUGGUGAUAUUUGCGGGAGACAUAAGUCCCAUUGAUGUGUACUCACACAUGCCCGUGGCCUGUGAAGACGCUGGACUGCCCUACUGCUACGUUCCCUCCAGAGAGGACAUAGGAUCAGCUCUGGGCAAGUCAGGCUGUAUCAUCGUUAUGGUGAAAAGACACGACGACUAUGCUGACCUGUAUGAUGAGGUGUCUUCUGCUAUGAAGGAGCUACCUCUUCCACUUUGAAGAUAUAUUGAGGAGAAUAAUUGGAACUAAUAUAACUGUCUGCAGAGCUGAAGUUAUAUAUGCAUUCUUUAGCAUAUUGAGUAAAUUGACUAUUAGAAUUAACUUAUAGGAAUGAUUCAUAAAUAGUAGAAUGAUGUCAACUAUUCCAAAGUUUCAAAUGCUAGAGACACAUGAAUUCUUCGUGAAAUGGAUUGAAAAUGUUUGAAACUGGAAUCAUCGAAGAAAACACAGAAAAGCCAUUUGUGGUGGUGUUCAUUUUGACAUCUUAUAAACAGAUAGUAGUGGUACAAUUUAUAAUGCUUGAAAUGUUUCACGUAAUCUGUUUUUAACAAUAAGUCAGUUUCAAGAGAUGUCCUAUAUUAUCAUUAUAAAAAAAAUCCAUUUUGCUUUGCAGAUGUUUAACUCUGCUAUAACUAGACUUUCUGAUCACUAACCAAUGACAUAAAUAUACAUUCAUGUGUUUUGUAUGUAUGAUACAGAGUAUUUUGUUGACAUAAUUUGUUGUUCCAAGUUUCUCUAGAAUUGGAUUUGAAAUUCACCCUGUUUUUGAUUUUGAAAGGCUCAACAGUACGCUUGAAUUUGUUUUUAUACAUUUAUUCUAAAAAUAAAUUAUAUGUACUGUUUCAGUUUCGUUAAAAAAAUAUUUGCAAGUUGGUCAUUUUGAUUAGUUUUUGUUAACUUUGGUAUAAGAUGGCAUAUGCUCAAUGCCUGGUGAUUGUUUUGUUAAGCCUUGGGUAAUGACAUGGAUUCAUCUCUGACAGAGAUUGUACACCUAUGUAUACAUUGUAACUGAUGCAAUCAAAUAAAUGAAAAGAUAUGAUUAUUUGAAAAAAAAAUUAAUCAUAUCUUUUAUUCAA
Mya arenaria is the source of this 1417-nucleotide messenger RNA. Its product is annotated as H/ACA ribonucleoprotein complex subunit 2-like protein. Lineage: Eukaryota; Metazoa; Mollusca; Bivalvia; Myida; Myidae. Gene Ontology annotation, molecular function: box H/ACA snoRNA binding. Gene Ontology annotation, cellular component: nucleolus; box H/ACA snoRNP complex. The transcript is spliced from 4 exons. The record is from RefSeq and is a predicted model, not a curated record. Bases 93 to 560 code for a protein of 155 amino acids. Gene Ontology annotation, biological process: rRNA pseudouridine synthesis; snRNA pseudouridine synthesis.